This is a messenger RNA of Coccinella septempunctata (seven-spotted ladybird), 906 nucleotides long. Its product is annotated as craniofacial development protein 2-like. The transcript has 2 exons. The coding region runs from base 1 to 906 and encodes 301 amino acids. Gene Ontology annotation, biological process: chromatin remodeling. Gene Ontology annotation, molecular function: catalytic activity. The record is from RefSeq and is a predicted model, not a curated record. Lineage: Eukaryota; Metazoa; Arthropoda; Insecta; Coleoptera; Coccinellidae. Gene Ontology annotation, cellular component: nucleus.
AUGAGUACAUUUAAUUCAAAAUAUUCCGGAUGUAUAAAUAGUUCUUCGAUCGGAUCUCCGGGAAGAACGGUUUUGAAUGUAUCAUUCAGGAAGGCUAAUCUAAGGAAACCAUUGGGGAUUGGAACAGGGAAUGUGAGAAGCCUGUUUGAGGCUGGAAAACAAGCGAAUCUCACGCAAGAAAUGAACAGACUUAAGCUGGAUAUACUAGGCGUUGCUGAAACAUGGUGGCCCGACGCAGGAGAAUGUGAGGUGCAAAAUGGGGUGUUCUUCUACUCAGGCAAUAGCGACUCAAACACAGGAAAGGUUAUACAGGUAUACGCGCCAACCGCGGAUUCGACUGAACAUGAGCUGAAAAAAUUUGAUGAAGUCCAAGAACUGCUUAGGUUGACUAAAAAGCAAGACGUCAACAUAAUCCUGGGCGACUUCAAUGCCAAAAUAGGCAAUGUUCAAUUUGAGGAAAUAGUUGGACCUUAUGGUCUCGGAGAAACGAAUGAGAGAGGUGAUCGUCUGUUGCAAUUCUGCCAGGAAGAAAGUAUGACGACUACGAAUACAUUUUUUCAGCUUCACUCUCGCCGCCUUUAUACUUGGAAAUCACCGGCAGACCGACCGCACAAUGUAAUACGAAAUCAAAUAGACUUCAUACUCAUCAACCGGAGAUUCAGCUCAACCAUCAAAAGAGCCAGCACGUAUCCUGGAGCGGAUGUACCUUCUGACCAUGUACUACUGAUGGGCGUCAUGAAGAUUUCUCUAUCAAGUCAAAAAAAACCGACAUCACAGCGACGGAUGGCGUUGGAAGGAUUGAGAGAUCCCGUCAUAAAAGCGGAAAUAUCUGAUGAGAUAAACAGACAAUUCAAACAACAACACCGAAUUCUGGAGAAGAACUACCAGAAUCUUGGCAGAGAAUAG